AUGCAGGACCAUAAGAACGUAAUCGAACACUUCAACGAAAACAUCACGAUGAAAGGAGGGCGCUAUCAAGUCGCUCUCCCCUGGAAGGACACCUCAGCAUACUUGGAAAACAACUAUGAUGUAGCCCACAAAAGACUACAUAGCCUGAUCAGAAGACUGAAGCGGGAUGGCACCGUUACAGAGUACGACGAGGACGACAUCCUUGUGUGGCGUGCGAAGUACCUCCGCUCAAUCCUGAAGUUUCGAGCAGAGGGUAAGGCGAUCUAUUAUCUCGACGAAACGUGGGUCAACGCCGGACACACCAUCAACAAGAUCUGGGUCGACACGACGGUGCGUUCUGCCAGAGACGCAGGAAAUCGCGGCCUCAGCACCGGUCUCAAAAAUCCAUCUGGCAAAGGCAGCAGACUGAUUGUCACUCACGUUGGGGGUGACCAAGGCUUUGUGGAAGGUUGCCUCGACAUUUUUCAUGGAGUGAAGUCGGGCGAUUACCACGACGAGAUGGAUGGCAACAGGUUUGAACAUUGGUUUGACUUGUUCCUGACCAAGGUAGAGCCAGGAAGCGUUAUUGUAAUGGAUAACGCUUCCUACCACUCAAGACGCGUGGAGUGUGUCCCCACGAAAUCUUCAACCAAGAGUGUCAUCCAAGAAUGGCUAAGCUCAAAGGGAAUUGACUGGGACAAAGACAUGCUCAAGGUGGAACUAAUUUCUUUAGUCUCCCAAGUGCGACACAAGUUCCUCAGCUACCGAGUGGACACACGUGCUGAAACUGUUGGGUGCACGGUUCUUAGGCUGCCCCCUUAUCAUUGUGAGCUGAAUCCCAUUGAGCUUAUCUGGGGGCAAGUGAAGAAUGAGGUUGCACGAAGCAACUCGUCUUUCAAACUAAAAGAUGUGAAGGUGCUUCUAGAGCAGGCAAUCAAGAAUGUCACGAAAGACAACUGGACCGCUGCUAUACAGCAUGUUAAGAAGAUGGAAAAGCAGUUCUGGGAGAAUGACAGCCUGUCGGACAGAGAGGUUGCACCAAUCAUCAUCGAAAUCAAUGCCGGAGAUGUCAGCGACGACUCCUAUGAAGAUGAAAGCUGCGAUGAAGUUGUCUCUGGAUCAGGCCAGCCACACAUUCCAGGUGUGGAGCCACUUAAUAUGUAA
This is a messenger RNA of Ixodes scapularis (black-legged tick), 1143 nucleotides long. RefSeq lists its product as uncharacterized. Gene Ontology annotation, molecular function: nucleic acid binding. The transcript has 2 exons. The coding region runs from base 1 to 1143 and encodes 380 amino acids. The record is from RefSeq and is a predicted model, not a curated record. NCBI's taxonomy places the organism in Eukaryota, Metazoa, Arthropoda, Arachnida, Ixodida, Ixodidae.